UCACUAAAAGCUAAAAAAUAUGAAACGAUUUAUAAAGGAAUAUAUUUUUUGGAUAAAUCUAGUGCUGAAAUUAAUUAUGCUGUCAGAGGAUGCUCAAGGAAAUAUUGAUUUGUUUGUUUCAAAAGAAAAAAUCAGGGUGUCACAAAAUCAGCUUCUUAAAACAUUUAAUAUUUUUCCAAAAACGUUUGAAGUAAAAUUUGAAGCUUGUUUAUUUUCUCCUGCUUACAGCUCAGAAAAUACUUAUGAUAAAAAUUGGUUAAAUUUUUUCAGUUUGGAAAAAAUAAGUGAAGAUAUAACUUUGACUACAAUAUAUCAAACAAGAACAACUUUUAUUUCAUUAUGGCUAAGUUCAUUAAAUAACACAAAUUUUCCUUCAUUGACUGUAGAUGCAGAGAUAAGUGGUAAAUUACAAUUAAGUUAUGCAAAAAAAAAACCAUUUUCAUUUGAUUGCACACAAUUUAAUAUUGUCCAACAUUUAAUUGAUGGGUACUACAAUUUUUCCAUAUCAGUUAAUGGUUCGAAUAUAGGUACAUCAGGAAAUAUAAUUGAAAAAGAGAUGAGUAAUAUUGAAAUGUAUGUAUCUAGUUUUAGAUAUAAUGCUCAACCAGGAUACAUAAAAAAUCUUACAGUCACAAAAUUAUGUUUAGAAAACAAUUGCAAACCUCAAUUGAAUUUUACAUAUAAAUUAACGAGGAUUAUAAAACUUGGAUGUUGGUUAGACAAUUCAGAACGAACAUUAAUUAAUCUUGAAGGGACUUCUGUUCUUGAUGGAGAUUAUAAAGAUCGUAUUGACCCUUUUGGUAAAUGUUACAAAGUUGCUGCAGAAAGAGGCUAUAAAUACUUUGCUUUGCAAUACAGUGGUUAUUGUUCUGCAGGAAACAAUGAAUCUUACAAAAAGUUAGGAAAAUCAAGCAAAUGCCAACCAAAUGGAGAAGGAGGUCCAUGGGCAAAUGAAGUCUACACAGAUAACCAAUCUGAAUUUAAAAAUGGAAUUGAUUUUAGGUAUUUUUUGUACAUCACAUUAAAUAUAAGUUAUUGGAAUCUUGAUGAACCAGCUGUUAAUGUUACUUGGGAAUAUCUUUUACCUCCCUUCAUAAAAUUUCAAUCCACAUAUUCUUCAGAAAAUUCAGUUUUUAGUAAUUCAAACAAUCUUGUAUAUAAGAUUAUGAAGUUACCAGACAUUGGAGUUAGUCAAAGUAUUACUGCUUUUAUUGAUAAUUCUAGCUGUCUAUAUUGUGGAAAUUACAUAAGUAUUCCGAUAAAGUUUUAUUUUGAAAAUACUGCAGGACUUUCUUAUAAAUCAUUUCAAACUAAACCUUUUGAGAUAAACUGUUAUAGUCAAAAUGAUCAACAACAAUUUUCAGAUUUAAAUGAAUGCAUUAAACCUUGCAAUUGGACACUUAGUGUUUGCAUAAAUGGAGAGGAUUGUUACAAUUGUAUAUGUGGUUCUGGAUGGAAAUUAGCUGAUAAUAACUACAGUUGUAUUGAUAUUAAUGAAUGCUUAGACUCAGAUAAUUAUUGCAAUUGGGAAAACAGUGAUUGCAUCAACACCAAUGGUAGUUACAAUUGUUCUUGCAAGACCGGAUGGAGAUUGAAUGAAUAUAACAACAGUUGUGUUGAUAUUGAUGAAUGUAUAAACUUGACUAAAUAUUGCCAUUGGACAAACAGUGAUUGCAUUAACACCAAUGGAAGUUAUAGUUGUACUUGCAAGCCUGGGUGGAGAUGGGAUGAAUUUAACAACAGCUGUGUUGAUAUUGAUGAAUGCGCAAACUUGACUGAAUAUUGCAGCUGGUCAAACAGUGACUGCAUCAACACCAAUGGAAGUUACAAUUGUACUUGCAAAUUUGGAUGGACAUUGGAUGAGUAUAAUGAAAGCUGUGUUGAUAUUGAUGAAUGCAUUUACUUGACUAAAUAUUGUAAUUGGAUGAAUAGUGAUUGCAUUAACUAUAAUGGAAGUUACUAUUGUACUUGCAAGCCUGGGUGGAUUUUGGAUGAAUAUAAAAACUGUGUUGAUAUUGAUGAAUGCAGCAGUUCAAGUAACAUUUGCAACACAACAAACAAUGUUUGUGUUAACAGCAUAGGAAGCUACUCUUGUUAUAAAGGAGAGUGGAGCACAUGGAGUGAGUGUAGUGAAACAUGUGGAUUUGGUUACAAAUAUAGCAUUUUAAAUACACCACUUAUAUCUCAACAAGAAACCAUGCAAAGCCUACCAUGCAUGAACAUUAAAUGUCCAGUUGAUGGAACAUGGAGUGACUGGAUUAACUAUAGUUCAUGCUCAGACUCAUGUGGUAUUUGCUUUAUUAAACAAGAGAGGUAUUGUAACAAUCCUCUACCAACUGAUGGUGGGCAUGUUUGUUUUGGUAUUAAUGUUCAAUAUGCUGAUAGUAAUUCAAUAUGUAGAGUCAAUGGUGGAUGGACACAAUGGUCUUCAUGGUCAUUAUGCAGUCAGCCAUGUCAAGAUGGUAUAAAAAAAAGGUAUCGUAGCUGCACUAAUCCAGUACCAAAAUAUGGAGGUUUACAAUGCAAUGGAAUUAAUACAGAUGAAAGUAUUUGUUAUUCAAAUGAAUGCAAACAAGUGAUAGUAAACUUCGGUAUGAUAUUAUCAGAUAUAGAUUAUAUAACACAGUACUCGAGUCCAUUAAGUGAACCAUAUGAAGAACUGGAAAAAAUCACUAAAACUAUGGAACGAAAAAGAUUAUCAAAAGAAACCUUAAUAAAAAGAUGUUGUCAGGCAUGUUUAUAUUUUCUGGAAGUUGAUUUAAAAAAUUUAAUUUAAUAAUCAAAAAAUGACGAUUGAGUUAAAAUAUUUAUAGAUUAUUAAUUAAUAUUAAACUUUUUUUAUUUUUAUUUAGCAAUUCAUGAUUUUAAGUUGGUUAUUUACAAUUUACUAUUCAAGAAUUUUUUUUUAUUAUGUUUUUUUAAAUUUAUCUCUAAAUUUAAAUGAAACAAAUUUUGUAUUUUUGGCUUUGAU
This is a messenger RNA of Hydra vulgaris (swiftwater hydra), 2971 nucleotides long. Its product is annotated as latent-transforming growth factor beta-binding protein 1. Gene Ontology annotation, molecular function: calcium ion binding. The record is from RefSeq and is a predicted model, not a curated record. NCBI's taxonomy places the organism in Eukaryota, Metazoa, Cnidaria, Hydrozoa, Anthoathecata, Hydridae.